Aphanomyces invadans is the source of this 733-nucleotide messenger RNA. RefSeq lists its product as hypothetical. Lineage: Eukaryota; Oomycota; Saprolegniomycetes; Saprolegniales; Verrucalvaceae. The transcript is spliced from 5 exons. Gene Ontology annotation, cellular component: mitochondrial intermembrane space. The record is from RefSeq and is a predicted model, not a curated record. Bases 42 to 542 code for a protein of 166 amino acids. Gene Ontology annotation, biological process: positive regulation of tyrosine phosphorylation of STAT protein; maintenance of protein location in nucleus.
AUUCCGAAACGGCACGCCGAACAGUCGCCCAAGUUGCCGCCAUGUCGGACUUGUCUGAAAAUCAGCCCGAGAUUGCGCUGUGUGAUGAUGGCGAUGACGAGCUGGGCGAAGAAGAGAUCAUCAGCACCGACUUCCACGGUGGCAGCACCGAGGAGAACAAGCUCGACGAAGUCAUGGGCGUGCUGCAAGACGUUCUAAUCGACCCUGACUUUGUGCAGCUCCAGACAGACUUUUGCCAAAAGCAUUGCGAAUACUUUGACGACGCCAGUGAAAACAAGCUCAUUUACAUGGACUUGUUCAAGGAGUACACGCUCCUGAUCGAAAACUAUCUGGAAGCGCGCUUGCAAGCAGAGAUCGAAGACUUUUCCAUGGACGAACUGUGCCAGAUGAUUCAGGACCAUGAAGACGAUAUUGCGGGCGACGUUGUGGACAUCCUGAUGAGCUGUACUGACUUCGACGAGUUCAAGAGCUUGAUGCUGUCGUUCAAACAGAACGACCACGCUAUGUUCGAGAUUCAAGGCGACAGUCUGAUCUGCAAUUAGCAAGGUGCACGAUUCACAUGACUCGACAGCAACAUCCGUAAUGCCGGUUCACACUCGGGUCGACUUCGGGAGCUGCGGUCACGUCAGCAGCCUUUGACUCGCUGCUUGGCUCUUGCGUCUACAACGAUUGAAAAUCACGUAUAACAUUCAACGAUUGUGGUGUUCGUACCGGGACGAUGACGAUGUCAGAU